UUGGUUAUGCAACUUCUCAGUAUUGUCUACGAUUUAUAAACUCACUCGGCUUGCUCUGUGCUCUGCUCAUCAGUGCUUGUUUCGUCGAGUUUUAGUUCAAAAAGAUAGAUGAUAACAGAGACCAGAGUGAUGUGUUCGAAUUUUAACGCCAUUAUGUAACUUUGACUAAAGCUGCACGCUUAAUUUUGAUCGUUCUUUUUUUCACCAUCGUUCAGUGAAGUUUACGACUACGAAUUGUUGCAGUGUAUUUCGAAUUAUAGCUUUAAAAAGUGUGAAUUUCGACAUCGUGUUGUUACAAUUUUCCUAUCUGGCGAUCGAUAUAGUGAUAUUAUUUACGUAAAAAUGAACGACGCCGACGAUUCGCCGAUGAAAUUACAAUGUUUGGCUGCCAAAUCGAUAUGUGUUCGUCUGCUACACAAAUGGGCAGAAGGCGAGAUACCCGUAAUCAAUGUUUGGAAAAGAGCUCAGGGGUACGGUACCGACCAUUGCAAGGAUCACGACUGGUUCCUUUGGCAGUUGAGCGAAAUGCAAGUACCUCAAUUCGCGUACAUAUCCGGUGAAAUUCAAAACCAAAUCGAAGACAACAUGGUACCGAUCUUAGAAACGGUUUAUUGGUGGAUUCGGGCCCAUCACGGGUGUAAUAAUUUCUUCCACGAUCAACCAUCGUCUCCGUUGAACGAAUACAUCGUGAAACUAGUCUGGAACCAUCAUUUCAAAAUCGAUAGGUUGGCUACGGCGAAAAAUAUCCUAACCAAUGAAAAGCUGAGUCUGUUGGAGAGGUUCAGAUUCGCCAGUGUUUAUUGCCUCGUCGACGAAAUAGAAAAGUUUCGUGGAAUGAUCGAUUCGAUACCGGAAUUUGAUUUUAAGGCGGAUCCGUUCGUGGCAUAUUGGAGCAAGUAUUUGAGAAACAAGUUACAUACGAUAUCGGUACCGAAGAAUAAUUCUUCGAUCGAAAUGUUGCUAUUUAAUACUGCGAUGGAACACGGUUUGUGGCCAACUGUCGAGUACUUCUUCGAUAAAUUAGACUCGGCGCAGAAAACCUCCAAAUUCGAAAGUAUCCUCGGAAUGUACGGCGAAUUCUACCGGGACGAUUUCUCAGCCGGAUUGGCGCGAAAAAAAUGGAAUCCGUUGUGUUGUUUCGCCAGCUCGAAAAUCAUCGCCAGAAUCGUCCGGUACGGUUCUCCGGAGCAAGUACGAAUCGUUUGGAAGCUGUUCGAAAGUAAAAUGAAUCCGAAGAAUUUCUACGGCAUUCUCGAAACGCUGGUACCGUUAUCGAUGCGAAACGCGAGCGAAUUCGAAAAAUGGACCCCAUUGUUGAUGGAAAUCUGGACCGACGCUAGCAACAAUUUGAAACAAUCGGCAAUCGAUAUGAAACUUUGGGAGAGUAUCGGUGAAAAAUUCUUCGAUCACUUUCGAGACGAACAUAUACCUGAGUUUCGUGCGCGUCGACUGAUCAGCGAUCCGAUGAAAUUCAUCAGAAUUGUGUUGAAGAGCAUGCCCGCCAAGAAGAGAUUUUUCGAGAAAAAUUUCUGUUGGUUGAUCCUGUGGGCGCCGUUUGCUGCGGUAGAUGAAUUGAUGCGCGAUGGUCUGGAGCAUUAUGAUCGCGACGUUAUCGAGCUGAAAAAAGUCAUCGCCAAUGACGAGGUCAAAACGCAAUGGUCGCUAAGUUCAUUGCUGGCAUAUGGUGAAUAUGACGAAAUCGAUGCCAUAAUAUCAUUCUAUCUCCCCGGUAUCGAUCGCAUUCUCGAAACAAAAAUCAGAAACGGCGUCAUAACGCAAAAUGAUUUGCGGUGGUAUAAGGUGACGUUUAUAAUGUCUCCGGAUAAUUUUGAUUCCAUGUUAAUGCAGGUUUAUCGUGGCGAUUGGAAGGAAUUGUACAAGUACAUGGAGGAAAACAUUUCGUGGGUAAAUCCCGAUACGUCUAGAGACGUAAUGAUAAAAUUGUUCAUGACAACCCGCAGAUAUUUUGCUCGUAAAAUCGACGGAGGCCAGAUGAACGACUUGAAGGAAUUCGUCAGCAUGAUCUAUUCGAAUACUAAACCCGAAGACGAAUUCUACGCCCAGCACCAACUGAAAUUUUUGAAAAGGUUGUUCGAAAAUCGCCUGGCGAAAGUUUUGUUCAAGACGGAUCACACGACCAACUAUCGCAAAAAAAUGACUUUCGAUCGAGCUGCCGUGCGCGAGUUUUUGUUGUGGAUUUACGACGGUGACGAAAAAUUAAUGGAUAAAAUCUUCAAGCAACCGCGCCUGUUUCCUUCUGGAUUUUUGGUUCAGUUGAAAGGAUGCGUUGCCGAAGGUUGCUUCCAAGCUACCGAGUCGAUGGAUGAGUUUUUGAAAUGGUGUUUUGCAACCGAAGCAGAAAGGCAACGGUUUAAACGCAAGAUGAUAUACGAUUACCGACAGUAUCAGUUGAUCGAAGGUCUACUGAUGCGUCGAAAAUAUCGUCCAAGGAUGCUGUUGUGGUUUUUUGACGGAGAUGCCUGGUUGAUUGAAAAAUUUACGGCUGAUUAUGGGCCUAGUCCGAUUCACGGGUAUUAUAUUAGCGACGAUAGUAGCGACGAUAGUGACGAAGAGGAUUGGGAUUAGAUAUUGUAGCAUUUUUGAAGUAAUGUACUGAAAAUUCGCUGAAAAUGAGCGAUGAAUAAAGAAAUUCAGAUUCUUGACUAAUAGGUAAUUUUUGUAAACGUAGAAUCGUUUUUUUCGAGUAUUUUUUUUGUUUUGUUUUUUAAAGAUAUUAUUGUUUUUGUUUUUAAAGCGAAUAAUUGUAAAUUGUUCUGAAAUAAGUCGUACUAGUCUGUUUAUUUUGAAUUUUUAUUUUUUCUAAUUGAAAGUUGUUGACCAAGGAAUUGCUUUUUGUUUUUUUCGUUAUGAUCUAAAUGAUUAUUUUUUUACAAUUGUUUUAUCGUAAUGUUGAAAAGUAUUUCAGAAUAAAUCGUGUGACGUA
Planococcus citri (citrus mealybug) is the source of this 2944-nucleotide messenger RNA. RefSeq lists its product as uncharacterized. Lineage: Eukaryota; Metazoa; Arthropoda; Insecta; Hemiptera; Pseudococcidae. The record is from RefSeq and is a predicted model, not a curated record. Bases 343 to 2586 code for a protein of 747 amino acids. The transcript is spliced from 2 exons.